AUGUCUUGUGUUAUGCUCUUUGCUCUUUCUUGUCUGAUUGCUGCUGCAUCAGCAUCAAAUUGCGAUUCGAGCCAGAAGCCGAACACGUGGGCGAAUGUUGCCGCCGAGCACGUGUUCUUCAACGCCUGGCAGCCAUCCAACGAUCUUCCAGGAUUCUGUGUGAAUAAUGAUUUUAUGACCAGCAUGUUGAAUUAUUCGUCGCAUGUCUCUUUGAAGAAUUCGAAAGCGAAAAAAUCUCAGGAGACCAUCACAAAUAAGGACAUUGCGAAAUCGAAUUGUGGAAAAUCACAAAAAGAAGUUGUUUGGUGUGUUUCCCACUGUCAGAACAAGGAUCUAGAGAAUACCAUCAUCUCCGCCGCCAUUGUUAAUGGAUCCCUUCCCUUGGCCAUCGCCGAAGAGGUCUUCCUGAAGAUCGGAUCGCCCAAGGAUGUGAGCAUCGCUGCUGUUCAAAUCGAUCAAUCAAAUCCAGAUGUCAAGGUCACCUACGACUACUAUGAUGAUUUCAAUUUCUGCUCUGUGAAUCUUAAGAUCAAGACGAGUUUGGCAUUCCCAUUCACAACACUUCUCACUGUGCAGAACGUGAUCGUUUAA
Molecule: messenger RNA, 591 nt
Organism: Caenorhabditis bovis
Lineage: Eukaryota; Metazoa; Nematoda; Chromadorea; Rhabditida; Rhabditidae
Source: the annotation of a GenBank genome assembly